CAGAAAUCGCAAAUUUUUACAGACUUUUUCUUUGAUUGCGAGGAUAGCCUACCUUGACUAAAUUUUGCGAAACACUCCGGUUGUUAACAGUUUACGGCCACCUUUCUCUUUCACCAGUAGCCAUCAUUUCAGCGGACUUACAAACUUUUAAUAUUAUUUCAUCAUCGUCACUUGGUUGUGAACGAUUAUUUUAGCUACAAUGUAUCCCACUAGCAAAAGCUAUACUAUUUUCCUGGCCUGUUUGACCUGGUUGACCUUAUUAGCCGAAGGUGCUUUAAUAGCAAAAACACCCGAGAUUUCGCGCCUUGCCGGGAAAGAGCUGGAAACACGCUCCGUCUUACUUACUAAACGGCACCGUUUUGACAAAAGUUGCACCAAUGACCAGCUUACACAGUUGGAUGAGCAGAUAAAAAGGGCAAAAAGCCUUGCUUGGGCCGGAGUGAAGAUCAUAGACAAGAAUCCAAAUUCAGUCCGUGAAUAUUUUCGAAUGAACAGUUAUCAGAGAACCCAGCAGAUAAGAACAUUCUUAUUCGACAGUAGGGUCGCACUUAACAACGAGCGAAAGGAGGUUUUGAUAAGCUGCAAACCUUUACGCCAAAGUGACUGCACAGAUGGCCACCCUACUGCUGUGGAUGAGGGUCGCGACACAUUGGUAGUAUGUCCCAAAUUUUGGGGGCCACCGCCAGCUGGCUCCACCGACGGAUCCGACUUUCAAUCUGUCGCUUUAUUAAAGGGGGUUCUACAGCUUCAAUUCGUCAGAGGGUCAGAACACAAGCACCCAAGGGAAAAUGUGGAUACCAUGGCUUCGUUUUCCGUCAUGGCCAGGAGCCAGUUGGAUGCAGAUCUCGCUCGCGAAAAAGCCGAAUACGAUGAGCUAUGCCGAAAAGUCAAAGGUGGCUUCACACGCUGCAAGAACAAGCUGCCAUUUGUAUCCAAGUCAAAGGAACCCAAGUCGUAGUCAAAGCCCCAUAAGGCCCGACUCGGGUAGCUAUCCAAGAGGCACUUAUUCUUUGGGGUGGUUGCUCCAUAUCAAGAAACAAGAGAGAGUUACCUCUCGACAACUAGGCGCACAAAGUCCGUGGGUUUAAGACAGUACCGCUCUUCAAGCUGAAUCGUUAUGUAAAGACUGGACAUUCAAGACUUAUUUUGUCGACGUGAAGUGGUAUAAUGGGUUUUCUGUUUGGCACCGGGAUAGGUCCAGAUGAAAGUAGGCAAGGCUUAGCGUGGAAAUAAAAAAGAGGCAGCACAGCUGCUUACGUUUAGUACAGUAGAGUAUGACUUGCGGGGCAUCCGAG
This is a messenger RNA of Pyricularia oryzae 70-15, 1295 nucleotides long. RefSeq lists its product as uncharacterized. Gene Ontology annotation, molecular function: metallopeptidase activity. Bases 200 to 958 code for a protein of 252 amino acids. The record is from RefSeq and is a predicted model, not a curated record. The transcript has 5 exons. NCBI's taxonomy places the organism in Eukaryota, Fungi, Ascomycota, Sordariomycetes, Magnaporthales, Pyriculariaceae.